AUGAAGCCAUGUGUUGAACACGUUGAUUGGGUGACGACAAACGACUGCAUUGAUAGCACCUUGGAUCCGCUCCCUCAAGAUAGCGCUUGUAUCCAGAGUGAAGCCUCUCCAUCCUUCGACUGUUGUCAAUUACACUUGGGCCUCUGCUACUGCAGCUGUCUGUCAGUCAUGUCUCGCUUGACGUCGGCCCAAAUCAUCAGCUUGGGGGAAUAUCUGGAACCAGACUUCGACCCUUCAUCGCUCACGGUCUCCCAGCUUCUCGGAGUUCUCGGCUUCCAUAACAUCAAAUAUCCAACGCCUUACACAAAGCCGAAGCUGGUCCAAGUUUUCAACGAUGAAGUCAAGACGAGAGCUGCUAAAUUUAAGAAAGAGAGGGCGAAGAGGGCGAAUAGUAUUGCAAGUGAGGAAGGGAUCGUGGAUGGCCACACCGGACAACCUUUAGUCAGUAGGACAAAGGCAGCUGCGCCAAUUGCUAGACGCUCGUCGAGGCGCCUUUCACAGGCUCCCAGGGAUGAGGAAAGUUCUCCAACACGACCGGAACCGCCGAAGCGAAGGAGGUCUUCAGCUCAGCCCACGCUUGGUGGAACUUCGAGAAAGGUGGCCCCAGUUCCAAUAACUGUUAUAGAGGAGAGUGAGCCAGAGGAAGACGAGAUGCCCAUAAAGAAGGUGGGCCGCACGAAGAAACUGACCUCAGCUGGCCAAGCCAGGCGCGUCUCACACGUCUCGGGCGAAGAAAGCGGCUGGGAGGAUAACAACAUCUUUCAAUCCGGAGCCGAAUCGUCUUCUCCGGCUCGUCCUUCGCCAGUUCGACCAAGAGCUUCCAGGACAAGUGGCGUACCGCGGAAGACACGCAAGUCGACGUCUGCUCCUCCUCAAGUGCGCGACCCAUCGUCAUCGCCUCUUCGAGCACCCGAGAUCGAAGAUGCGGCGCGUUCACCGCCGCAGUCUUCAUUUCAGCCUUCACUCCCUCCUUUCUCGAAGUUCAAAUUCCCGCCGCCUUCGAGGUCCAGAAUUACUCCGGUUCCGGAAUUCAGGCCUCUUGAACCGACAAGGAAAGAAUCUGAAGAAUCUAUUCUCAGCGAAACGGUCGAAGAGGCUAUCAUCGAAGAAACUGAGCCACCGUCACAAGAAGUCGUUCCUGUCGCAUCUGUUAAAGAUAGCGAAAGCUCAGUGGACGACGAGAUUUCAAGUCAGGUUGCCACCGAGGAACUGGGUGUCAUUCAGUCUCAACCGAUACCAGAGAUCUAUCGGCCAAGUACCCUGCAAGUCCUCGCCCGCGCUCUCAUCUGGGUCCUGAUUUUGGCUUCGGGGUAUGCGACCUACAACUACAAGGUUGAAUCUUCUUCCAUCGGCUACUGUGACGCGGGCAGUAACACCAGCCAAGCUCUCGAGGCAAUCUUGUCCAAACGAAUGGCUGUCGAAGACUGUAUCAAAGAGGGCAGACCAUUCCUUGCCUCAGUCCAGAAUACAUCGGACGAAGAAACACCGAAACCCGAAGAACUCUGUUUGCUCCCCUUGAUCCCGGUUCCACAGCCACAGGCCUGCACGCCUUGUCCUGACCACGCGUCAUGUGCACAGUUUGGCGUCACCUGCGACUCAGGGUACCUCGUGAAGCCACACAUCUUGUUGUCUUUCGUCCCUGUCUCAGCGUCUUCGUCGAUUCUCACCACAACACAUGCGCCGUAUCUGACUGAGUCGUUCUUUAAAGCCGUUUCCGCCGCUACCGACGGUCUCCCGGGUUUCGGCAGUGUAGGCCUACCCCCGAGAUGUGUUGAGGAUCCGAAGAGAAAACGACAUAUCGGAAAUCUCGGAAAGGCCAUCGAGUCGAAGCUGGGAAGGGAACGAGGUCGUCGGGUUUGUCGUGGUGAUCCCGUGAACGCAACAAUCCCACAGGAAGGGCCAGAGGAGGCCAUGAAGUGGGGUAUUGAAAUGACCCAAUUGAAGGACACUUUCAAGAAAACCACUUCCCCAGCCUUGCUCCCGGUGUUUGAUGAUAUGUUUAAUGAGGCAAUUCAGCAACUGACCCAAUGGGGUGGUGUGUUUGUUGGUGAAGCUGAAGAUGGCACCCGUUAUGUAGCGCACAAGACGCCAGAAAUGAGCUGGAAUUGUACGAUUACCGUUAAAUCUAGGGAACUUUGGGCUGCGUGGCGCACGACUGUGCUCGCCUCCGUUCUUGCGGUGCUCACUACUCUAGGGCUGCGUCUCCGGAUGACACAGAAACAAAAGGAAAGUCGACGGAUCGCUGGAUUAGUCCAAGUCGCUUUGGACACCUUACGUAACCAGGAGAUGGCGCACUACACUGACCCGCUGACCACUCCGGAACCAUAUCUGUCCUCCAUCCAAUUGCGAGAUCUUGUUCUCCAAGACGAGCAUUCGGUGCCAACAAGAAGAAGGUUGUGGGAGCGUGUGGAACGCGUGGUUGAAAGCAAUGCGAAUGUACGCGCUAAUCUUGCUGAGAUCGAGGGUGGAGACGAAACGAGGGUCUGGAGGUGGGUAGGGAGCACAGGAAGAACUCCGGGAAGAAAGGAAGUGGACAGUCUGGAAUGA
Cyclocybe aegerita is the source of this 2547-nucleotide messenger RNA. Lineage: Eukaryota; Fungi; Basidiomycota; Agaricomycetes; Agaricales; Hemipholiotaceae. The record is from the annotation of a GenBank genome assembly.